CAGAAUCCUUGCUUUUAUGCAAAUUUAGUCUCGUGUCCAGGUACUUCCGCUACAAGCUUACGUGCAAAACUUCGCCCGAAAGAUGGCGGACCCAGCCCACCCCUUCCAACAGUGUAUGGACUCCCUUGAGAUGGGAGGGGAGUCCUUCUCUUACUACAACCCUCUCAAGCUCAACGAUCCAAGAUACGAACGCCUGCCGUUUUCCGUACGCGUUCUUCUGGAGUCGGCAGUGCGGAACUGUGACAACUUCCAGGUCCACCCCAAAGAUGUGGAGAACAUUCUGUCAUGGGAAGAAGCACAGACAAAGGCGGUUGAAGUGCCCUUCAGGCCUGCAAGGGUCAUUCUACAAGACUUCACGGGAGUUCCCGCGGUGGUGGAUUUUGCGGCCAUGCGCGAUGCGGUGAAGCGGCUCGGAGGCGACCCGUCCAAAAUCAACCCAGUCUGUCCAGCUGACUUAGUUAUAGACCAUUCUGUACAAGUGGACGUUUCUAGGAGCACAAGUUUAGUAAGAAAUACACCAAACCCUGGUGGAGGGCUUAGGCCGGGACAUACAGCAUCGCGUGCAAAGGCUGCAGUACCAGCCAAAACCUGUGGGGGUGCUGCUAAGGGGUGCAAUAUCUGUCUCAACACGGGCCUGCCAAAACUAGAAGAAAUUUGUCCUUUUCAUCAACAGCCUACGGAUUGCCAAGAUGCCCUUAGCCAGAACCAGAAGUUGGAGUUUCAGAGGAACCAAGAACGCUUCCAGUUUCUUAAGUGGGGUGCCAAAGCGCUGCAAAACAUGCUGAUCGUACCGCCUGGAUCCGGUAUCGUGCACCAGGUGAACCUGGAGUACCUGGGAAGGGUCGUCUUCAACACGGACGGUACCCUGUACCCUGAUAGUCUGGUGGGCACAGACUCCCAUACCACCAUGAUCAAUGGGCUAGGCAUCCUGGGAUGGGGUGUGGGAGGAAUCGAGGCAGAGGCUGUGAUGUUGGGACAGGCGAUUUCCAUGGUGCUACCACAAGUUGUGGGCUACAGGAUAACUGGACAGCUGGAUCAACUGGUCACUUCCACCGAUGUAGUACUGACCAUUACCAAGCAUCUACGUCAGGUUGGAGUUGUGGGCAAGUUUGUGGAGUUUUUCGGGUCGGGGGUGUCCCAGCUGUCCAUCGCUGACCGAGCCACCAUCUCCAACAUGUGUCCUGAAUACGGUGCUACUGUCGGCUUCUUCCCUGUGGAUGACAUGUCCAUGGUCUAUCUCAGACAGACCAAUCGUGACCAGAAGAAGCUUGAGUAUAUUGAAGCGUACCUGAAGGCAUGUAAGAUGUACAGGGACUACAACAACUCAGACCAGGAUCCUACCUUUAGUGAGAUAGUGGAGCUGGACCUGGCUACCGUGGUGCCGUCUGUGAGCGGUCCCAAACGCCCGCACGACCGCGUUCCUGUCUCGGACAUGAAGCAGGACUUCCAACAGUGCCUGGACAACAAGGUCAGCUUCAAGGGUUUCGCCAUCCCCAAGGAGAAACAGCCCAACGCGAUCCCCUUCACGUACAACGAUACGGAGUACACGCUGAGUCACGGCAGCGUGGUCAUCGCCGCUAUCACCAGCUGUACCAACACCAGUAACCCCUCCGUCAUGCUGGGCGCUGGACUUCUUGCCAAGAAAGCAGUAGAGGCUGGUCUGACAGUGAAGCCAUAUAUCAAGACCAGCCUGUCUCCUGGUAGUGGGGUGGUUACCUACUAUCUACAGGAGAGUGGGGUCACACCAUACCUACAGAAACUAGGGUUUGACAUAGUUGGGUAUGGCUGUAUGACCUGUAUAGGGAACAGUGGGCCUCUACCUGAACCAGUGGCUGAAGCUGUGGAAAAGGGAGACUUGGUUGCAGUCGGUGUUCUGUCAGGAAACAGGAACUUUGAGGGGCGUAUCCACCCCCUAACCCGUGCAAACUACCUGGCCUCCCCCCCGCUGGUCAUCGCGUACGCUAUCGCCGGGACAGUCAGCAUCGAUUUCGAGACUGAACCACUCGGGAAGACAGCGGAUGGUAAGGAGAUUUUCCUACGUGACGUUUGGCCGACACGUGCGGAAAUCCAAGAGGUGGAGCGAAAGAAUGUCGUACCUGCCAUGUUCAAGGACGUCUACGCCAGGAUACAGGAUGGAAAUGAAGCCUGGAACAACCUUGAAGCUUCAGAUGCACAACUCUACCCCUGGGACCCCAAGUCAACCUACAUCAAGUCUCCCCCCUUCUUUGAAGAGAUGACUGCAGAGAUCCCUUCACUUCAGCCAAUCACAGAUGCCUUUGCGUUGCUAAACCUGGGAGACUCGGUAACGACCGACCACAUCUCACCAGCCGGCAGUAUCGCUCGGAACAGUCCUGCUGCGCGAUACCUCGCCAGCAAGGGCUUGACGCCGCGGGAGUUCAACUCGUACGGCAGUCGGCGUGGUAACGAUGCCGUGAUGGCGAGGGGAACGUUCGCCAACAUCCGCCUCCUCAACAAAUUCAUCGGCAAAGCUGCUCCAAAAACCCACCACGUACCCUCCGGAGAUACCAUGGAUGUGUUUGAUGCUGCGGUGAGGUAUCGUGAAGAAGGCCAUUCUGUCAUCAUCCUGGCAGGGAAGGAGUACGGCUCUGGGUCGUCUAGGGACUGGGCUGCUAAGGGGCCUUGGAUGCAGGGCAUCAGGGCGGUGAUAGCUGAGAGUUACGAGCGGAUCCACAGGAGUAACCUGGUGGGGAUGGGCAUCAUCCCGCUACAGUACCUGUCUGGGGAAACCGCCGAGUCUCUCGGUCUUACCGGGAAAGAGCGCUUCACCAUCCAGCUAGCUGACGACAUCCAACCUGGACAGACCAUUGACAUUAAGGUGAAUGGUAGAGAGCGGACGUUCAAAGCCGUGGUGCGUUUCGACACUCCUGUGGAGUUGACCUACUUCCGCCAUGGCGGCAUUCUCAACUACAUGGUCCGCCGCAUGAUCACUGCCUAGCAACCGUUACCAUAGUAACAACUGGCUCCCGUCAUCCAACAUUGCCCAUAGAAUUUGUACAAAAAGAUUGGGCUCGAUUCUCAACAAUUUAGUGGUCCGUUGAUGUUUUAGAAGAUUGACUGUUGGAUUUUUUAACCUUCUUCCUGCCGCCUAAUCCCAUAAUCAAUACAGAUUUGAUGCCAAAAGGUGUUCUUAGCUGGAAGAAGGUUAAGAAACCUCAGGGUCUGAUAGUUGCAGGAAGUCUUACAUGUAGGUGGGUUACAUUGUACAUGUAACUAUGAAGAAGACUGUGCUGUAAUUUGAUGUUGAUAGGGGAGAAAUAUGUCUAUAAAAGAUUGGUGGAGAAUUCAUAGAAACUGCAGUGAGAAAGUUUGAAAGUUAAUUUAUUCCAAGGAAAAGUGUUUCAUUCCUUUGAAAGUGCACUUCAUGUGUGAACCAAAAGGGGGAGUUUUGUCCAACAUAACUCAUCACCACAUACAUGUAAUCGCAAUGAAACUUUGGGGAGAUAGAUAGAUUAUGAAAUCUAUGUUAGGGCUAAGAUUAACUUCAGCUUCAACAGUGAUCAUCUUUGUUGUACAAUAUGAAUUUUGAAAUAGCAACUUAGUUUCAUUGGUGUCACUGUAAGAGUCAGUUUGAUUUAAAUGAUCAUAUUGGCCAAUCACAGCUUGAGAUACGUAUAACGUGACUUUCAAAAAGCCAAUGAAAUGCUAGCUACAGGCUUGCUCUUUGCUGUGCAAACCAUCAACUAUUUCUCAGGAUAGAUAUGCCUUUAAAGGUGAGCCAAUCACAGAGAGGGUUACAUGUCACGUGAUUAUGAUAUCUAAUCAAAGGACGUUUUUCAAAGUACUAUCCAAUGUCCUUUGUACAAAGCUUGCUGCUGAUUGGCUUCUUAUUUGUAGCUUUAACCAAUCGUAACAUGCAGUACAUUUUCCUUGAAUGCCAACCCACCAACUUUAAAAGUGAUGCUUGUUGCAAAACAGAAAAAGCAGACAUAAGUAAUACUAAUAGUAUUGGAUGUAUAUGGAGAUGUGGAAUAUUGUUAGAUAAGUUUAAUGGUCACUUAGCAAAAAUGUAUCCCUUACAAAGAGGAAUAAAGAAUAAUGUCCAAGAA
Molecule: messenger RNA, 4067 nt
Organism: Branchiostoma belcheri (Belcher's lancelet)
Lineage: Eukaryota; Metazoa; Chordata; Leptocardii; Amphioxiformes; Branchiostomatidae
Product: cytoplasmic aconitate hydratase-like
Exons: 21
Coding region: 83-2956 (957 amino acids)
Biological process (GO): tricarboxylic acid cycle; citrate metabolic process
Cellular component (GO): mitochondrion; cytosol
Molecular function (GO): aconitate hydratase activity; iron-responsive element binding; 4 iron, 4 sulfur cluster binding
Source: RefSeq, a predicted model, not a curated record